This is a messenger RNA of Trichosporon asahii var. asahii CBS 2479, 1080 nucleotides long. RefSeq lists its product as uncharacterized. Gene Ontology annotation, molecular function: oxidoreductase activity. The transcript is spliced from 3 exons. Lineage: Eukaryota; Fungi; Basidiomycota; Tremellomycetes; Trichosporonales; Trichosporonaceae. The coding region runs from base 1 to 1080 and encodes 359 amino acids. The record is from RefSeq and is a predicted model, not a curated record.
AUGACCGUUGCCGGCCAGGAGGAGAUCCCCAAGACCCAGCGCGCUGCCGUCUCUGACGACGCCUCUGGCUUCGAGAUCCGCGAGAUCCCCGUCACUCAGCCCGACGAGCUUGAGCCCGGACGUGCUCUCGUCAAGGUCCUCUACUCUGGUGUCUGCCACACUGACCUUCACGUCAUCAAGGACGAGUGGCCCCUCAAGCCCAAUCGCCCCAGCAUUGCCGGCCACGAGGGUGCUGGUAUCAUCGUCGCCAUCAACGACCCCAUCUCCAAGCUCAAGGUCGGCGACCGCGUCGGUAUCAAGUGGAUUGCCCACUCGUGCAACCAGUGCGACUACUGCAUCUCCGGUGACGAGCCUCUCUGCGCCGAGGCCAAGUGCUCUGGCAUCAACGCCGACGGCUCUUUCAUGCAGUACUGCCCUGCCUACACCUCGCAGCUCACUAAGAUCCCCGACAACAUCUCCCUCGAGGAGGCUGCCCCCAUCCUCUGCGCUGGUGUCACUGUCUACAAGGCUCUCAAGCGCGCCAAUGUCAAGGCCGGUCAGUGGGUCGCCAUUCCCGGUGCCGGCGGUGGUCUCGGUUCGCUCGCCCUCCAGUACGCUAAGUACAUGGGUCUCUCUACCAUUGCCAUCGACACCGGUGCUGAGAAGAAGGCGCUUUGCGAGAAGCUCGGCGCCUCCGCCUGGGUCGACUUUAAGGAGACCAAGGACAUCGUCUCCGCUGUCAAGGCUGCCACCCCCGACGGCCUCGGCCCCCAGGCUGCCAUCAUUGCCUCGCCCAUGCCUGAGGCUUACCUGAUCGCCAUGGAGUACAUCCGCCCCUCUGGCACCGUCGUCGCUGUCGGUCUCCCCAAGGAGGGCGCCUACGUCAAGGCCGAUGUCUUCUGGACCGUUGCCACCAACAAGACCCUCACCUCGUCUUACGUCGGCAACCGCAAGGACGCCAACGAGGCCCUCGAGAUCGCCGCCGCUGGCCACGUCAAGUGCCCCAUCAAGGUUGAGCCCUUCGACAACCUCCAGUCGGUCUACGACCGCAUGGUCUCCGGCCAGCUCCCUGGCCGUGUCGUCCUUGACCUCUUCAAGUAA